CACCUCAUUUCCUACGACUUCAGAAUGUGGAGGUUAAUGUGGGACAGAACGCGACGUUCCAGUGCAUUGCUGGGGGGAAGUGGUCACAGCAUGACAAACUCUGGCUUCAGCAGUGGAACGGAAGGGACACAGCAUUGAUGGUCACUCGAGUGGUCAACCAUAGACGUUUUUCGGCUACCGUCAGUGUAGCUGACACCUCUCAACGCAGUAUCAGCAAGUACCGAUGUGUCAUUCGCUCGGAUGGUGGAUCUGGAGUUUCGAAUUAUGCAGAGUUAAUAGUGAAAGAACCCCCGACUCCUAUCGCCCCUCCCGAGCUGCUGGCGGUCGGAGCCACGUACCUGUGGAUCAAACCCAACGCCAACUCCAUCAUUGGAGAUGGGCCCAUCAUACUGAAGGAGGUGGAGUAUCGGACGACCACUGGGAACUGGGCGGAAACGCACAUUGUAGACUCUCCGAAUUACAAACUGUGGCAUUUGGAUCCUGAUGUGGAGUAUGAGAUCAGAGUGCUGCUCACUCGCCCUGGGGAAGGAGGCACGGGCCCCCCCGGACCACCACUUACAACAAGAACAAAAUGCGCAGAUCCUGUCCAUGGGCCGCAAAACGUAGAAGUUGUUGACAUUCGCUCCCGGCAGCUGACGUUGCAGUGGGAGCCCUUUGGUUACGCGGUGACCCGCUGCCACAGCUACAAUCUCACGGUCCAGUACCAGUAUGUGUUUAACCAGCAAAAAUUUGAGGCAGAGGAACUCAUCCAGACUUCUUCCCACUACACCUUGCGAGGUCUCCGGCCCUUCAUGACCAUCAGGCUGCGGUUAGCCCUCUCUAACCCGGAGGGCAAAAUGGAAAGCGAGGAGCUGGUUGUGCAGACUGAAGAAGAUGUUCCUGGACCCAUUCCCUUGGAAUCCAUCCAGGGAGGACCUUUUGAAGAGAAGAUCUAUGUUCAGUGGAAGCCUCCAAAUGAGACAAAUGGCAUCAUUACACUCUAUGAGAUUACAUACAAGGCCGUUGGGUCUCUGGAUCCCAGUGCUGACCUGUCCAGCCAAAGAGGGAAAGUCUUCAAACUAAGGAAUGAAACACAUCACCUCUUUGUAGGAUUAUACCCAGGGACUACGUAUUCAUUCACCAUCAAAGCCAGCACAGUCAAGGGCUUUGGGCCACCCAUCACGACACGGAUUGCAACUAAGAUUUCAGCACCGUCGAUGCCGGAAUACGACACGGACUCCCCCCUGAAUGAGACUGACACCACCAUCACCGUUAUGCUGAAGCCCGCUCAGUCCCGGGGAGCACCUGUCAGUGUAUAUCAACUUGUUGUCAAGGAGGAGAAGCUGCAGAAAGCACGGAGAGCUGCAGACAUCAUUGAAUGCUUCUCUGUCCCAGUGAGCUACAAGAACGCUUCCAGCCUCGACUCACCGCACUACUUUGCAGCUGAGCUGAAGCCCGUCAACCUGCCCGUCACGCAGCCCUUCACAGUGGGCGACAACAAAACCUACAACGGCUACUGGAAUGCUCCGCUGUCUCCCCUGAAAAGCUACAGCAUAUACUUCCAGGCUCUCAGCAAGGCAAAUGGAGAAACAAAAAUCAACUGUGUCCGGCUGGCAACAAAAGGAGCUUCCACCCAGAAUUCCAAUGCAGUGGAACCAGAAAAACAAGUCGACAGCACGGUGAAAAUGGCCGGAGUUAUAGCUGGUCUUCUGAUGUUUGUUAUUAUCCUCUUGGGAGCAAUGCUCACCAUCAAGAGAAGAAGAAAUGCGUAUUCCUACUCCUAUUACUUGCAUUCAAGCCAAUGUUUUAGGGGCCUCUCUGUCUUCUACAGGACCAGGAAGCUAGCCAAGAAGCAGAAGGAGACUCAGACCAGCACGCAGAGGGAGAUGGGUCCCGUGGCUACUUCCGACAAGACCUCUACAAAACUCAGUGCUGUUCACAAUGAAGAAGCUUUUUCUUCCAGCUGCCAAGAUGUUAAUGGAUUCAUAUCAUCAGACACUGUUCCAUCGACCACGCUGUUAGACAGUAGCCAUGGAGAGAUGACCCAGCCAACCCUGACUAUCCAGACCCACCCGUACCGGAGCUGCGAGCCGGUGGAAAUGUCCUACCCCCGGGGACAGUUCCAGCCAGCCAUCCGAGUGGCCGACCUGCUGCAGCACAUCACCCAGAUGAAGCGAGGACAGGGCUAUGGAUUUAAAGAGGAGUAUGAGGCGCUACCCGAGGGGCAGACGGCUUCCUGGGAUACAGCCAAGGAAGACGAAAACCGCAAUAAGAACAGAUAUGGAAACAUAAUCUCCUAUGAUCAUUCAAGAGUGAGAUUGCAGCUGCUGGAUGGGGACCCUCACUCUGACUACAUAAACGCCAAUUACAUAGACGGGUACCACCGGCCUCGCCAUUACAUCGCAACUCAAGGGCCGAUGCAAGAGACGGUGAAGGAUUUCUGGAGAAUGAUUUGGCAAGAAAACUCUGCCAGUGUUGUCAUGGUCACCAACUUGGUGGAAGUGGGCAGGGUAAAGUGUGUUCGAUACUGGCCAGAUGACACAGAGCUCUACGGAGAUAUUAAAGUCACAUUAAUUGAGACAGAACCAUUGGCAGAGUAUGUCAUACGCACAUUUACUGUACAAAAGAAAGGCUACCAUGAGAUCCGAGAGAUUCGGCAGUUCCACUUCACCAGCUGGCCGGACCACGGGGUUCCUUGCUACGCCACCGGCCUCCUUGGCUUCGUUCGUCAAGUGAAGUUUCUCAACCCCCCAGAAGCAGGACCCAUCGUUGUGCACUGCAGUGCUGGUGCCGGGAGAACAGGGUGCUUUAUUGCCAUCGACAUCAUGCUUGACAUGGCAGAGAACGAAGGCGUGGUGGAUAUAUUUAACUGCGUGCGAGAGCUGCGAUCCCAAAGGGUCAAUCUGGUGCAGACGGAGGAGCAGUACGUGUUUGUCCAUGAUGCCAUUUUGGAGGCGUGUCUCUGUGGCAACACCGCCAUUCCAGUUUGUGAGUUCAGAUCCAUAUAUUACAACAUCAGCAGACUAGAUCCACAGACCAAUUCCAGCCAGAUAAAAGAUGAGUUUCAGACUCUCAAUAUUGUGACACCACGUGUUCGGCCAGAAGAUUGCAGCAUCGGUCUUUUGCCAAGGAACCAUGAUAAGAACCGCUGCAUGGAUGUGUUGCCCUUGGACCGGUGCUUGCCUUUCCUCAUCUCCGUGGAUGGCGAAUCAAGUAACUACAUCAAUGCUGCACUCAUGGAUAGCCACAAGCAACCUGCUGCCUUUAUUGUAACCCAACACCCUUUGCCCAACACCAUAGCAGACUUCUGGAGGCUGGUGUUUGAUUACAACUGCUCCUCUGUCGUGAUGCUCAAUGAGAUGGAUGCAGCACAGCUCUGCAUGCAGUACUGGCCAGAGAAGACGUCCUGUUGUUAUGGCCCGAUUCAAGUAGAGUUUGUUUCAGCAGACAUUGAUGAAGAUAUCAUCAACCGGAUAUUCCGGAUCUGCAACAUGGCCAGGCCCCAGGAUGGAUAUCGCAUAGUUCAGCACCUGCAGUACAUCGGCUGGCCGGCAUACAGGGACACCCCUCCUUCCAAACGCUCCCUCCUGAAGGUGGUCAGAAGGUUGGAGAAGUGGCAGGAGCAGUACGAUGGGAGAGACGGACGGACUGUUGUCCACUGCCUGAACGGUGGGGGACGCAGCGGCACCUUCUGUGCCAUCUGCAGCGUGUGUGAAAUGAUUCAGCAGCAAAAUAUCAUUGAUGUGUUCCACAUAGUGAAAACGUUACGGAAUAACAAAUCCAACAUGGUGGAGUCGCUGGAACAGUAUAAAUUUGUAUAUGAGGUUGCACUGGAAUACUUGAGUUCCUUUUAGCCCAGAGGAGGGAGGGGAGCCUCCGAAAUGCCAGACCCCAAUCGCUGGCAGACGCUUCUCCCCUCUCCCACACUGGAAGGCAGUACAAGUGUGGGAAGGAAAACCUCUCCUUCCCGGAGCAAGAGACUGCGAUUGCACAGACCUCGCUGGAAGGAGGAGACGAUGCCUGUGUUUGCUGCUGCCUGCUUUCUAUCAGAACAUCUACCGCUUCUUAAAUAACCUUCUGUAAAAAUUAGCAAAAUGGGAGACAGGCUGAAAGACUGGACUUUCUAAUCUUCUCUGACUUCUUCUCUCCUCUUUUGGAUUGUAUUUUUGCUCUCCUUGCUGCAGAGUGGGGAAGGAAUGAAACCCUUAGGAAAUUCUCUUUUAAAUGUCUCCUUUUUAAUUUAUAAUUUUUUUCUCCAAUCCCAGUCUUUAAUUUUUUAAUUUCAUGCAGCAGUCAUUUGGGAAAAAUGAGAUAGCCAUAGGGGAUAUAUGAAAUGUUUCAUUACAAUUUGUCUACUUUAUCUGUUUCCUUUUAUUUGUUUUUCCAAAUGAAAAGGCCAACACACACACAAAAAAAAUAAUAAUACUGGAAUUCUCUUCCCAUAUGUAGUCCCUUUUAGCAUGAAAAUAGAUGGUGGAGAUGAGAAGCUGUUCGUGGAUUCACUGCCUCGGCUUCUACGCAAAUGUUUCCUCCCAGUUCCUGCUAGACUCCCAGGGCCGUGCAUGAACCGGUUCCAUCGCUCUGGUCCGUGUUCGUUUCAGUGCUGGUGAAGCAAUACCAUUAAUGAGUUUCCCAGCCACUUGAACCUUUCAAAUUAAAUAUUUGCAUCAAAGAAAUUGCAUUUGUCUUGCAAGUUUGGUAACUUUGUUACCACAUUUUUCAAGUAUUUGCUGGGGUGCAGUGUGUCUUUGAAAAACAGGGUAUAACGUAGGUAUUCUUGAUCAUAUACUAUGUAUUAUUAUUUUUUAUUUAUUAUUUGUAUUGCCGUAGAGCUUAGGACCCCUAGUCACAACAGAACCCUGCUGAACUAGGCACUGUGCAAACAGACAACAAAGAAGGUUCCUGCUCAAGAGCUUAAAAUCUGAAGGUAAUCUUAAAAUUGGGUUUGGUUGAGAUUUCCUCGCUAUUUCCAAACUGUUGUACAGUCAGAUGUAGUUGAGUGAUUUAUUCGGAUUUCCAGGCCCUACAAGCUUCCAAAUGGUAACCCAUCCAAGCUGCAGGAAAGGUGAUGGACAUACACAGACACCUAUACUGACGUGUUAAGACAAGUGUUAGACCGGCGCAGCAACGUUCCUUCUUAAGCAAAACAGCUUUCGUUUUGUUCUGCAAAAAUGCCUGUGUAACCCUCCUUCUUUGAAACAAACACCAGACGUGUUUUGCCAUGGUUCUGGAUCUCAUUCUGACUUCUUAGCAGCUAAGAAAUUGCUUUUCUGAAAGAGUAUGUUUAAGUAGUUAAUCCAUUAAGGGUCUGCAGGGUAAUCUUGGAGAAGAAAAUAAUGGAAGGAACAAGGCCUUACAAUAUUCAGUAUUUCAAUUUAGCCAUUUAUUUAUCUUGAGGGUGCAGGGAUACGAGGUGCUCUGUGUGUAAAUUAGAUUCUGGGAGAUGUAGGUUUUUUCAAAUGCAGACUUGCUAAAAGACAGAAGUUUAAGGAAACUCCACUUUCUUACCACCCUGUAGUGUUCCACCCUCAGGUAACUACUCAGAGACUGUGCUGGGAGCUCUGCCAUGUCAAUGCCUGGUACAGAGCAUGCCACGAGUUCAAAACAUUUUGCUAGUUCUGUAAAUUCAUAAGGCACCUCUGCCUCGUGGUCAUUCUUUUUUCAAUGGUCAUACCUUUGCCUUGACAAUGAAGGAUGAAAAUGAAAUCUGAUAAAAGCAACUCUGGACUCAAACACACCAGUAUCCGACCCAAUAGUUGUCAUCUCUACCAAGACCUCCGACAGUCUAAGGAAGGAUGCUUGGAACAGCAAUAAUCCUCUUCCUGCUAAGCAGAGGAGGGGCUUGCAUAGGAUGCUGAACUGCCCAGCUCCUGUUCUUUCCAAGGAGCUUUGGCUUCUUGACUUCAAUAUCAUGAAGGUCUUAAAUGAACUUGAGCCCCAUUGUCCCUGAUGUAGCCAGUGUGCCAUAAAGUAUCAGUGAGAUCCCCCUCAUGGUUGCCUCUGCUUGGUUUCUAGCUGGUCCUUUCUGCUGUCUGUGAGAAAUCACCUUCAGUUCCUGUUGGGGCUGUAGGUGGAUGUCUGGCAUCUGCUGAAAGAAACUACUGGGUUUAAUUUUAUUUUUUUCUUUUGCUGUUAAGCAACACAAACAGUUCUGCAGGAAAAUAGAAGGCAAAGCAAAACUAUGAGAUAAGAAGUAAGGCAUAAUAUUAAUGUUUUGAUUAGAGGUAGCUUGCUGUAACAGCGUAGGUCAGGAGCUGGGAGCCGUUAGCAAAGGGGAGGGAAGAGGGAAUCCUGAUCCCAGAAUGGGAUUUUUCAACAACUGCCCAGGUAGGAAGAAAUCAGAAGCCAGCAAAGUGUUUCUGACUUCGUCAACUCCAGAAAGCCAGAGAGAAUCACUCCCUGGGGAUACAAUGGAAAUAUUAAUUAGUAUUUAGCAUUCUGUUAAUUUUACACGAGAACUAGCAUAGCAAUAGGUCCCCCUCGUGAGUUAGUGAAGGGCUAGUGCCAGCGCCGAGGGUGACAGCCAGGAUAAAAGGAACAGAGAGGUAGAAGAAAUGGCAAUACAACUGAGAUGUGAAGUGUAGGAGGUAAUUCAAGGCUUAACAGUAGCAUGAAGGAAAGUGGAUUAAAAAGCCAGAAGCCUAUAGGAGGGAUGUGUGCGUGGAGAGAAGGAGGUGGUGGAUGGGCAGAGCAGAAUAGCACUUGCAGUGGAGUCGUUCGAGGUCUUCACGUAGGUUCGAAUGUGGUUUUGUGGUAUGAAAAAUGCUAUGACAGGGUCAGGUGCAUAUAUCAACUGUCCCACAGCAACUCACCAUGUGCUUUUAGCCCUCUGCAAAUGCAAAGUGACAUUAGCAUAAACUGCAGGGAAAGAUAUUUAAGCUAAAUUUUAUCUUGUAUUUGCAAGGAACAAGUUUAAUGCAAAUGUUGGUUACCACAGCCUGACUGUUAGUCACAGCUUAUUAUGUGGCAUCUCAGCCGCCUUCUAAUCUCCAGCCUACAAUCCGUGGGAAGGAUGCUCAGCAAACUCGACAGAUUAUGUUGCCAACCUGUUGUAUCGUCACGCAGUUACGUUGCGUUUGGGGGGGACUGACCCAGCUCCAGCCUGUGUUGGCUGAGGGGUCUUUACGCUGGUCCUCACUGCGCAACGCACGUAUGUUGAAUGUGAAUUAAUGAUGAAGGGAAUUGUGUGGAAGGAGAAGCUCCCUUGAAAUAACCUUAUCACCUUGAGGCUGUUUAAACCCUAGAGAACAGCGUAUAGCAAAAUAGGUAAUGUGCUUGAAGCGCGAUUAUGGGUGAUGGGUUUGUUUUCACGGGGAAAGAGAGAAAUUAUGAGAUGAGAUAAAAGGUUUUCUCAUUCCUGAAAGGAUUAAUAGUCAGGGCGAGCUUUCCAACCUAAGCAUCCCCUGCUGUGGAUGGAAAGCGAUAAUGUACGGUAGAAAUGGUGAAUUCCUCAAUGACAGAAUUUUAGGCUGGAAAAACAGGAUAUUGGCAAUGUUUGAGUGGUCAUAAUGAAGAUAAACCUGUCCCCAUUCAGACAUCCUUCGGGGUGAGGGAGCACUGUUUAUUAGUAUAGUAUUGGUCUAAAGUGUAAUCUGAAAUACAGGGAACUCGAAAGAGGUAAAGAAGGGUGGUUCAGGGGUGACUGUCUCAUACAGGGAGUAAUCAACAUCUUAAAUUAUUAAGGGUUGUAACUGAAGCAGAGAAUUCCAGAGCUAUCUAGGCUGGCUGCUGGAGAAGGAAGACCCUGAGUUGUCUGCAGGAAAGAGAUAGACCAAAACCCCGAAACGGUACAGUAGGUCUUAAUCUUUUCUUUCUUUCUUUUUAGUUUUGUGUGUGUGUUUGGUGGUAGUUUGUGGAUUUGGGUUUUUUUGAUUAAAAUCUCUGCAGGAACUGUGUCCUAUGCUGGCUCUAACCUGUAAGGAAAAAGGCGUUUGACCUCCUGUGAGUAGACUUGAGGUACUCCUUUAUUGAUGUUAAGCUAAGAGACUGUGCAGGGGAGUACAGUGGAUGUGAAGGUAACUGAAUCAGGACCUCUGGUGGCAAGCAAGCAAAUGGGAAUUUGGUGAUUUUAUUUAUGUCUGCAGAUUGAAAUAAUUGGUAUUCGCUGAUCAGGAAAGUCUCUGGACUUUGGUUAGUAGGAGGCAUUUCAAUGUGUGAUUGAAAUUCUUUAACAGGGUUGCACAGAACUAUGUCUGCCUUUGCCAUGCUCAGCUCCAGCCAGUUUUAUUAAUGCACUGGUGGGUCUCUCUUCAUUUAUUAACAUUUUAGCCAUUUAUGUGAGCUAGAGUUGUCCAUUUUGGUCCACAGGCAACAGGCACUUAGUACUGAAAGACUUCUACAUGCAUUGAAAAACUUCUGUGGGCUUUACCCCCAAAUCAAACCCCGGCACUCCUGCUCAGUCUCUGCCCAUGUGCACACACAUUUGAAGAAUGUCCAGGUAACCCCCGAAAGGCGGACAGAGACUUUGGGAAAUGCCUGUGACCCCUAAUCGGUCUGGUCCAUGGAUCUCUGUAGGGUAGAGGAAGGAAUUCUGAAGCUUUUCCAUAGAGAAGCACGUAUUUGUGUGUCAGUAGUUUCCAACGUGUAAACUCCCUGUAAGAAAAUGUCCGGUGGCGAUGUAUAGAUCCCUCAGUAGUAGAUUUAACCCUGCAGGUGGUAGACCUAUUUCUCCAUUUACUCUUUACAGGCCCUUUAGAAGUAGUCUGUGGGAUUUCCCCUGGGAAUCUCAAGCCAGGGACCGAGGUCACUGCUCUUGAUGUGCUGUAGAGUCAGAGAAAGGAGAGCGACUCCUGCAGCAGGCGAUUCAGAAGGCAGUUAGACCGAUUGCCAUCUGGAAGAGAAGGGAAGGAGAAGAAAUUUCCUUUGGGAGAAACCAAACAUUGGAGGAGAAGGCAGAUUAAAUGGAGUCCUGAAACAGGUAGGAAACUUGCACCUUGAUCUGUCUCUCAUUCUUGCACAGCUGCUCUUAUAUCUUUCUGACUCUUCUGAGUCCAUGCCAAGAUCAUAAAAACCAGGUAAUGCCACGUUCCACGCUGUGGAGCUCUAUGGAGACGGAGCAGUCAGAGUGUAACAGAGGGAAUAAAUCCUGAGGGACAAAGAUGAAAGGAGGUUUGCCUGAGAGAGGAAUCUUCAAACACGAGGUGCCUCUGUCUGUCACACUUGCAGAAUUCUUAACAAGUCAUCACAGAGCAGCACACAGUCCUGCCGCGGUCCUGGACGUGCAAUGCAGUGGAAAUGUUCCACUCAGAAAUCUUCAUUGUCCUGUAAUAAAUUUAAACAAUCAGCGCCAUUACAUUGGUAGCACAGUUAGCUUUAUGGUACCUCCAGCCAGUGCAAAGGGCAUCGCAAGAACUUGGUGGGAGCCUGCUGCAUUUUCGUUUGAGCUUCUUUCUUUUGUCCGUGGUGUACCGACUUCAGUUAACUUCAGUUUGUUGGGAAUAUAAAGAGGGACGUGUGGCAAAAGUUCUUCAACAUAAUCACUGCCUGUGGGUCAAAAAUGUAGUAUACCUCCUAAGAGGCUGUGAAAUGAUAGAACAAACUACUGCAUCUUCCCCGCACAAACCUUUUCAGUAGAAACCGGGGGAGCCAGCUAAUUAAAGUCAGGGAGCCAGAGGUGAUAAGGAUUCUGUUAACCCUCCUGUGUUCCUGUUUAUUUAGAUUGCAGUCUUCUAUAGCCAUGCAUACAUAAUAUACAAUUGAAAUGCCAGUGCUCUUCCUUUCCCCGUUCCCAAAAAUACCUAUAGCUCUUCUUUCAUCGAGGGCAAGCCAUAGCAAGCAGAGCCCACUUUCUGCAGCUUUGGCAAGGACCACUAGGAAAAUCUAUCAUGUAUUGUCUGUUCAUUGACUUGGAAAAGGUAUCAGUCAUCUUCCUCAUAUACAUACUUGAAGAAUGUACAAUUUGCUCUAACAGUCAAGCAAAAUCAUACGUUUUCAUACAUCAAGACCAAAUCCUGGUGGUACUGAGUGUGAUGGAAGGAAGAUAGAAAAAAACUUGCUGACUUCCAGUGACCUCUAGUCUAGAAUCUUUAUUUGCUGUCUUAAAAUAUUUUAAAGGCCUCCCUUGUAAAAAAUAAACUAUACUCAGAAUAUCCUACAGUUUCAUGUUGGACUAGCAGAAUUGUGAAAACCUGGCAGCUUUUUCAGUUUGCAAAAAACACGAGAGAUCUAAAUUAGCCUUUCCCUCCUCAUCCCAGUGCGUGCAACAGAUCUUUCACCGCUAUUCUGUUUUCAACCUGAGCCUUAAAAAAACCAAAAUAAUGCAGCAGACUGGAUGACAGAUGCUGGUGUUCCCAUAGUGUUUCCUGGUGGAAAGAAUGAAAGGAGAAAAGAGCAACCUAAAUGUUUUUCUUACAACUCAGUUCUGCGCGAACUGUUUCUGAGCAGUAUAAACAUAAGCCAGUCCACACCAGUUUGUCUGGAGCGAGGAUUUGCUUGUUGCAAGGUGAAGGUACACUCUAGGUGUAACCUUUGGGACCAGUCCUGAUUUUCUGUGUGUAGGUUUCCAGCAGCAUAGUGGUGGCUUUACUGGAGGUGCUUGUUGCAGAAUGACAGUGUUUUGGCGGAGAUAUUUUUCACUGGGAGAUCUGGUAUCCUGAGACGCUACUAUUUUGGGGGACUUUGUGAGAUACCUCAAACGUGUUGCACUAUGGAGGUUCUUUUCCUUGUGUGAGUACAUCAUCUUUCAGCGGGGACCUCCAGGAAAUUUUAUUUGUGUGAAAUUACGGAAAGGAGUGCGGUUUUGGGAAUUAGGCGUGUGGCCAGCACUUUACAAGCUUUUGUGAAUUUUGAUACUCUGACAAGACUCCCCAGGACAAGUGAUGGUCAGGUGUUUGCAUCGCUGAAAGUCUAACCAGGCUUCGUGUGCUGGACUGUCCCGUACCUGGAACAGGCCCGGCAUUAUCCCUUCAUCGCCCCGCUAGCCCUUUCUUACAUCUCCAGCACUUAAACGCUGUACUUCUAUGCCCAAAGUUGGAGCUAUAUCCAUAACACAUCCUUUAACGCCUACUGACUCACCACACGGACAAAAUUCACUCCCAUACUGAUUUAAUCUGCUUCACCUCCUUCCCAGCCCCACCCCGCGCCAAUCCUGUUGAAAUGAAAACGUACUAGCAUCCCUCGUUGCCAGACUUGUCACUACUUCCCACAGCAAUGCUGUGGCUGCGUCCGGACGGGCAGUGUCCUGUUCCAGCUCCCCGGAUGCGUUUUGCCAGCAGGGAGGAGUGCUGCAUGAGAGCUAGUCACUGCUGUCGCGAUUCUGCCCCCCCGUCUCCUCCCCCCUUUGGCCUUUAUGGAUUACUGGUGAAACUCACUUGUACAGUUUGGAUGUUUGAUAGAUAAAGCACGUAUAAAAAAAAAAAAAGGAAAAAAUAUAAAUACGAAAAUCUCAACACUGUGCAUUCAGUGUCUUUUCUUUCUAGCUUAAAAGAAGGAAGGUAAAUAAUGUCAAGUCAAUGAAUAUCAGAUAUAUUUUUUGACUGUACAUUACAGUGAAGUGUAAUCUUUUUUUUACAACUGCGAGUCCAUCUUAUUUAUUCUUGUAAAUGUUCCCAGACAAUGUUUGUAAUAUGGGCUGUGUUGCAAAUCCAUAAAAUAAAUCUGUGAUCUGAGAUUAAUGUUUUAC
Grus americana (Whooping crane) is the source of this 11599-nucleotide messenger RNA. It is a transcript of the gene PTPRT, whose product is annotated as protein tyrosine phosphatase receptor type T. The coding region runs from base 138 to 3833 and encodes 1231 amino acids. NCBI's taxonomy places the organism in Eukaryota, Metazoa, Chordata, Aves, Gruiformes, Gruidae. Gene Ontology annotation, biological process: protein dephosphorylation. The record is from RefSeq and is a predicted model, not a curated record. The transcript is spliced from 29 exons. Gene Ontology annotation, molecular function: protein tyrosine phosphatase activity; protein binding.